Molecule: messenger RNA, 3411 nt
Organism: Hippocampus zosterae (dwarf seahorse)
Lineage: Eukaryota; Metazoa; Chordata; Actinopteri; Syngnathiformes; Syngnathidae
Gene: iffo1b
Product: intermediate filament family orphan 1b
Exons: 9
Coding region: 387-2225 (612 amino acids)
Source: RefSeq, a predicted model, not a curated record
CUUGUAUCAGCUGCACUUGUCCUGCGGUCACAUUUUGUUGCCACAACUCGGAGGGACUCGCUCUUAUCAGAUUUCUCCUUCAUCCAUCUCCCUGAUUCGCCUUUUAAGGGACAAAUCCUCCACCGUGUCGCCGUUUUCGUGUUGGUCAUUUGGGGAAUAUUUUUUUUGGGAGGGGGACCGUGUGUCACCGAGUUGAGGCGACAGCAGCAGCAGCAGCAGCAGUUUCCUCGACGUGAAACGCUUCUUCUAAUCUGCGAGGAUAAAUUUAAUUCCGAGACAGUUAUAUAAGAAGGUAAACGCUGCGUAUCUCAGUGACUCGGUUCUUUCUUUUCAUCGGUUUUAUUCACAUUAUUCUGCUUGAAGAGAGCCAUAUCCCGCUCGUGUUCAUGCCAGAUCUGCAGCGUUUUAGUUUCCCGUACCAUAGCAUGAAUCCAUUGUUGGGGGCCCCGGCUCAUCUCCAACAACAUCCGCAGCCGAAUCAGGCCUCUGGACAGCCAGAAUCCCCCUCGGGCCUCCGACCGGACGCUGUGUUCGGAUCUCCGGACCCGGCGUCUUUGCUGCUGGGUGUGCUCCCCGGUCCCGAGUACCCGGGACCCGAGUUCCCCUCCCAGAGCUCGCCUUACCUGCACCACUAUCAGCAUCAGCAUCACCCCCAUCCUCCCGCCGCCAUGGCUCUGCGCAACGACUUGGGCUCCAACAUCAGCGUGCUCAAAACCCUCAACCUGAGAUUCAGGUGCUUCCUGGCCAAGGUGCACGAACUGGAGCGCAGGAACAAGGUUUUGGAGAAGCAGCUGCAGCAGGCGGGGGAGGCCAACAACGGUUGCAGGCCGCACACGCAAGAGGCCGGCGUGCAGACGGGUUUCAUGGGGGCCAUCCCGCUCAGACCCGGCUCGCUCUCGUUCCACAACACCAACAACUCAGCCAGAAGGCCCGCGAGCGUGUCCUGCCUGCCUCCCGACAACGCGGCGUCUACCCGAACCGACGCCGCUUGCAACCCGGCCAUCACCGUCAGCCAAGCGUCCCCAUCCACCGACUCGCCCGUGUCCAGAAGCGGCGGACGCUCGGUGACCACGGCUCCUCGCUUCCUACCGGGCACCAUCUGGUCCUACAACCCGGCUCGCAGGUACGGCUCGGAGCGUCCGACCAGCCCGGGGGUCUCCUGGAUGCAUCCGGAUGGAGUCGGUGUCCAGAUCGACACCAUCACCCCCGAGAUCCGAGCGCUCUACAACGUCCUGGCUAAAGUCAAACGUGAGCGGGAUGAAUAUAAGCGCAGAUGGGAAGAAGAAUACACAAUGAGGACCGACCUGCAGCAGAAGAUUGCCGACUUGCAAGAGGACCUGCAAGAGAGCGAAGGCUGCCAGGAUGAGCUGGCCCUCCGAGUUCAGCAGUUGAAGGCCGAGCUGGUUCUCUUCAAAGGCCUCAUGAGCAACAAUCUGUCCGAUCUGGACACCAAGAUUCAGGAGAAAGCCAUGAAAGUGGACAUGGACAUCUGCCGCAGGAUCGACAUCACGGCUCGCCUCUGUGACGUCGCCCAGCAGAGGAACUGCGAAGACGUCAUCCAGAUGUACCAGGUUACAAACAACCAGCCGUCAUUAAGCCUGCGUCGCAAACAAACCCCCGUAGCCGGGAACGGCGGCGAGGGCGAUGAACCGGUCGGCACAUCCGAAAGCGACGCCGGCGCGGCCAAAGAGGACGAGCAGCAGCAGCAGCAGCAGCAGCACGGCAACUCGUCAGCCAAUCAGAUCAACGAAGAGAUGCAGAGGAUGCUCAAUCACCUGCGCGAGUGCGAGUUUGAGGACGACUGCGACAGCCUGGCCUGGGAGGAGACGGAGGAAACGCUGCUGCUGUGGGAGGAUUUCCCAGGAUGCCCUCUGCCUCCCGACCCCGCCCACCCGCCUGGAGAGGACGACUGUCUGGAAAAAGUGAUUAAUGACACCGAGUGCUUGUUCAAGUCCCGAGAGAAGGAAUAUCAGGAGACCAUUGGCCAGAUUGAGCUGGAGUUGGCGACAGCAAAGAGCGACAUGAACCGCCACCUGCACGAGUACAUGGAGAUGUGCUCCAUGAAGAGAGGCCUGGAUGUCCAGAUGGAGACCUGCAGGAGACUCAUCACGCAAAGCGGCGACAAUAACGCGGCGGCGCAGACGUCCUCCGACGACAGCGACCAGCGAGAGAGCGACAAAAGCUCGGCGUCUCCGCCGUCCUCGGCCGGCGCCGGGAAGUCCUGACACUUGGCCGCUCCGGUCAGGUGAUCUGCCAAACACUCGCGCGCCGUCACGUCACCGAAUCCCCCCCCCCGCCCCCCGCGCGGGCCCGACAAACAUUAUUGUCGUCACCACCGCAGUCCAAAUAUGUAUCUUCCUACGUCGCCGUCUUACAUCAGCUUGACAAAUGGACCGUUAACGUGAGCAUUUAGUAGCAGUCUCGUCGCCGUAAAAUGAUUUCGUGUUACGAUUCGCACCAAGCAUGCGGAUGACGUUCACUUUCCCGCUCAACGUUCCGAUGUCACGACUCGGCGUUCUCCUGCCUUACAGCCGCGGACUGGAAGCUUGUUUUAGUUCUGCGGAGAAACUUUUUAUCGGGCCGCAAAAGCCGCGUGAUGCCGUAUUUGGGGAAUGAAGUGUGCUUUCAGUGUCGGCCCACCGCCCCGCCCCUUUUCCGACCCACCCCGCCCCCUUUCCGCCCCGCCCCGCCCCUUUCCCCACCGACGUGCUUGAUGUAAAUAAAGUCCUCUUCUUUUUUGAGUUUGCGCAUAGAAAGGAACGAGCAAAGCAAUGAAAUGACGACGCCGUCAGCGCUAUCGCUUUGUAAAGCCGUAAACCAAGAAACGCUGUAAAUAGAAAACCAGAUUUGCUCUGAGAAGACCGAUCAGGAUUAUCGUGCUGCUGCUGCUGCUGCAUGACGUCAGAGCCGUCGCGUACUGGACGUCGAGUUUCCGUUAGCCGAUUUCGUGCGUCCGCUUGUGCCUGCCGCGCGGCGGCCUCGAGGCCGCACUGAGAAUCUUGCAACUCAAAAUACUUUGAAAAAGACGUGCGACCGAGGCAAAUAUUAAGGGAAGCGCGAGCGGGCUGGCAAAAGGGGCCGAUCGGUAUCGCCGUUGGUUGACGCUUGUGAAUUCUCUUCCCGCGCAAUAAAUUCUCAACAAUAACGGAACGUGCCAUUUUUGGAAGUAGCUGAGCUACUAGAACGUAGACGGACGGUGAGAAAGUUUGAAUUAGCAGCGAGGGCAAAAAAAGGCUAUUGGGUGUGAUGCCUUGAAACUUUUGUUGUUGUUGUCGUUGUUGUUUCUUUCACUUCCGUUUGAGUCAGUCGGGUACUUCUAAAAAGCUUGAAACAUGACAUUGGCGUCCUUGCACAAUUGUGAGAUGAUCUGUAUGUGAGAUUGAGAGAGGAAAGAAUAAACGACGCAUCUGA